Molecule: messenger RNA, 2231 nt
Organism: Tarenaya hassleriana
Lineage: Eukaryota; Viridiplantae; Streptophyta; Magnoliopsida; Brassicales; Cleomaceae
Product: pentatricopeptide repeat-containing protein At4g31070, mitochondrial
Exons: 1
Coding region: 69-1862 (597 amino acids)
Biological process (GO): RNA modification
Molecular function (GO): RNA binding; protein binding
Source: RefSeq, a predicted model, not a curated record
UAUUAUAAUUGUGGUUUGACAAAUUUGAUGCGUAAAAUGGUAUUUACGUGGUGAGAGUGUGCCGUACGAUGGCAAGACCAUUCUCUGCAUUGUCAUUUCAUGAGCUUGGCAACAAACUGAAGGCUCUCGUAUCCGAGCAACAAUACUGCGAAGCUUUGAAGCUUUUCAAGCUAAAGAUUCAUCCUUUGGGCAUUAAUGGCUUCCUACCGAUUCUUCCUUCCAUUGUCAAAGCGUGCUCUUUUCAGCCCGAUUCUCUCCUCGGUGCCCAGAUUCAUUCCGUGUGUCUCAAGUCAGCUUCCGAUUGCGACACCGUUGUGACCAAUUCUCUCAUCUCAAUGUACACGAAGCUGUGUAACAUGGACUCUGCUCGGAAGGUGUUCGAUGAAAUGCCUCAAAGAGAUACCAUUAGCUACUGCUCCAUCGUAAAUUCUUAUUGCCAAGGUGGGUUUUUGUCUGAAGCGUUGAAGUUGCUGAAGGAGAUGUAUUUUCAUGGUCUUGUUCCGAAACCUGAGCUGGUCGCUGCUGUUUUGUCUCUCUGCACACGAAUGGGAAGCGGCCAAACUGCAAGAAUGCUCCAUGCCCUUGUUCUUGUUGAUGAAAGAAUGCAGGGAUCGAUUGUCUUAUCAACGGCUUUAGUUGACAUGUACUUAAAGUUUCAUGAGCUGAAAACAGCUUUCCAUGUGUUCAAUCGAAUGGAGGAGAAGAAUGAGGUCUCAUGGACUGCCAUGAUUUCGAGUUGUGUUGCAGAUCAUAACUAUGGAAUGGGUAUUGAUUUGUUUAUCGCAAUGCAGAGGGAAAACGUUAGGCCCAAUCACGCGACGCUAUUGUCCAUUCUACCAGCUUGUGUUGAGAUAGGUUCUGGUUUAAGGAGACUGAAGGAGAUUCAUGGAUUCUCUUUCCGUCAAGGGUUCAACUCAGACAAUCAUUUAACAACUGCCCUUAUGACCGUGUACUGCAGAUGCGGUAAUGCAAUCCUGUCUAGGUUACUUUUCGAGAGAUCAAAGGUGAGAGAUGUUGUAAUGUGGAGCUCAAUGAUUGGAGGGUAUGCUGAAACUGGAGACAGUGCUGAAGCUAUGAAUCUGUUCAGCCGGAUGCGGAAAGAAGGAAUCAAACCUAACUCGGUUACUCUGUUGGCUGCAGUUUCGGCUUGCACCCAUUUGGCGUCAUUGAACCAUGCGUAUGGAAUCCAUUGCCACAUCCUGAAAAACGGCUUUAACUAUGACCUUUCAUUGAGCAAUGCCCUCAUAAAUAUGUACUCCAAAUGUGGCGGUCUUGUAUCUGCCCAUAAAGUCUUUGAUGAACUUGGCGUGAAAGAUCUUGUGUCAUGGAGCUCAAUGAUAAAUGCAUAUGGUCUUCAUGGCCGAGGUUCAGAUGCUUUGGAACUCUUUCAAGUGAUGACAGAAAGAGGAAUGGAGAUCGAUGCAAUGGCAUUUCUCGCUAUUUUAUCAGCUUGCAACUACUCUGGCCUUAUAGAAGAAGCACAGAAUUUAUUCAUGCAGGCGGUGGAAUGUAACAAGGUGCCACUCACUGUGGAACACUACGCUUGCUAUGUCAAUCUUCUAGGCAGGUCUGGAAAGAUCGAAGAUGCCUUUGAAGCCAUAAAAGAUAUGCCCAUGAAAUCAAGCCCGAAAAUUUGGAGUUCCCUGCUCUCAGCUUGUAAGAUUCAUGGCAAGCUAAAUGUGGCAGGAACCAUGCUUGCCAACCAGCUAAUGGAAUCUGAACCUGAUAACCCAGCCAACUAUGCAUUGCUGAGCAACAUUCACACUGAAUCUGGUGACGCACAUGGUGCAGAACAAGUGAGAAGGAUAAUGCAGAAACGAGGGCUGAAUAAAUGCUACGGAUUCAGCAGAAUUGAACUUUAAACAAUGGAGAAACAGUAAAAUGUUUUUAAUGUGAUCCUGUUUCUGCAAUGGAGAAGCCAGGCAUAUUGGACAUUCCUGGACAUUGUACAAUGCCUCUGUAAGUCCCUGUAAGUUGAAGAUAUCUUUCAGGCCAUAUGGAAACAGCCCAAUAAACCUAAUGCAAGCAUCUGAAGGCGUCUGAAUUCUACUUUCAAGUCCGAACCUAAUAACUCAGCAGCUCAAACCACUGUCGUUCAGGCAGAAGCUGGUUACAGGAACAAGAUAUACAGCAUAUGGAGAACUCUGUAGCAACUGUAGAAUUAUAAAAGUUUUGGUUAAUUCGUGUUCUGUAAAUUCAUAUUAACACAAUCAUGUUACCAUGUGAAUAUA